GCGCUCUCGCGAGAGGAUGGGCUGGUCCCGCGGGCGGUGGUGUUGCCGUGGUGACCGCGCCGGCUUGGGUGGCUGCUGUGCGGCGUCUAUGAGGAGUCGAAGACCCGGCGCACUUACUUAGUCUCAAAGGCUGAGGAAAGGCGGGUGGACAAACCUUCACGAGAGUCCAAGAAGCCUUCGGACACCAAGCCUGCGGAGAGCUUCCGUGAGGAGAAAGGGGCGGCUAAGCGGCAGUGGCCUUCAUCUGAAGUGGGAGCUGGGACGGUGCCGGAGCGUGAAGGAGUUUGAGAAGCUGAAUCGCAUUGGGGAAGGCACCUAUGGCAUCGUAUGUGAGUGGCUACAGUGGCAGGCCUGGGACCCAGGGACUGUCCUGGCAGCAGCUGUGUCAGGGCUGGAAGGAGAGUGCAGAUCGGGCCCGGGAUACCCACACGGAUGAGAUUGUCGCCCUGAAGAAAGUGCGGAUGGACAAGGAGAAGGAUGGGGUCCCCAUCAGCAGUCUUCGAGAGAUCACACUGCUGCUUCGCCUCCGCCAUCCCAACAUUGUGGAGCUGAAGGAGGUGGUUGUGGGGAACCACCUGGAGAGCAUCUUCCUGGUGAUGGGCUACUGUGAGCAAGACCUGGCCAGCCUUCUGGAGAACAUGCCAACACCCUUCUCUGAGGCCCAGGUCAAGUGCAUCGUGCUGCAGGUGCUCCGGGGUCUCCAGUACCUGCACCGGAAUUUCAUCAUCCACAGGGAUCUGAAGGUCUCUAACUUGCUCAUGACGGAUAAGGGCUGCGUGAAAACAGCGGAUUUUGGUCUGGCCCGGGCCUAUGGCAUCCCAGUGAAGCCAAUGACUCCCAAGGUGGUCACACUCUGGUACCGAGCCCCUGAACUGCUGCUGGGAACCACCACGCAGACCACCAGCAUCGACAUGUGGGCAGUGGGCUGCAUCCUGGCUGAGCUGCUGGCCCAUAAGCCCCUUCUCCCCGGCACUUCCGAGAUCCACCAGGUGGACCUGAUCGUGCAGCUGCUGGGGACCCCCAGUGAGAACAUCUGGCCGGGCUUCUCUCAGCUGCCGCUGGCCAGCCAGUACAGCCUGCGGAAGCAGCCAUACAACAACCUGAAGCAUAAGUUCCCGUGGCUCUCAGAGGCCGGCCUGCGCCUGAUGAACCUCCUCUUCAUGUACGACCCUAAGAAAAGGGCGACGGCCGGUGACUGCCUGGAGAGCUCCUACUUCAAGGAGAAGCCCCUGCCCUGCGAGCCGGAGCUCAUGCCCACCUUCCCCCACCAUCGUAACAAGCGUGCCACCCCGGCCACAUCCUUGGGCACUGAGAGCCAGAGCCGGCGCGGCAGACCCUGACGGGUGGAGGUACUCCAGCUGAGUACGCUGCCUCCUGUGCCCCUGCCCACCUCUGCCCUGGGACAGCAGAGUGUGGACCUUGGGGGUGAUGCCAGUGGUACACUCUGAGGGCCCAGCCACCCAGAGGCCGGCUCACCGGGCUGUGACUCCACGUUGUGGCUGGGCUGGGUCCCACCUGUGGCCAGGCCUCAGGCCCUCGGUUCCCAGGAGGAAACCUGGCUGAGCCCGUCUCAGCGGGUAUUGCUGGCUUGGGACAAGCAGACCUCAGACCUCGUAUGGUCACUUUUGUCCCCAGUUGAUCUGCAGGAUCUGCCUGGAAUGGAGAGGCCAAGGUGACCCCCUGGUGGGGCUAGGGAGACUCGGAGAGGGGAGGAGGGAUGGAGAUGUGGACUGAGUCUGAGCUGCUCUGAGACCCCUAGAGUGAGAACCUUGGGCUGUGCCCUGUGCCCACUCCCCUCCUCUGAGGCCCAUGGGGAAUGGGGGUGGUUCAAGAGAUAAAUGCUUUCCUCAGA
Bubalus bubalis (water buffalo) is the source of this 1852-nucleotide messenger RNA. It is a transcript of the gene CDK10, whose product is annotated as cyclin dependent kinase 10. Gene Ontology annotation, biological process: protein phosphorylation; regulation of mitotic cell cycle. The coding region runs from base 318 to 1340 and encodes 340 amino acids. The record is from RefSeq and is a predicted model, not a curated record. The transcript has 14 exons. Gene Ontology annotation, cellular component: nucleus. Gene Ontology annotation, molecular function: cyclin-dependent protein serine/threonine kinase activity; ATP binding. Lineage: Eukaryota; Metazoa; Chordata; Mammalia; Artiodactyla; Bovidae.